Rhagoletis zephyria (snowberry fruit fly) is the source of this 1704-nucleotide messenger RNA. Lineage: Eukaryota; Metazoa; Arthropoda; Insecta; Diptera; Tephritidae. The record is from RefSeq and is a predicted model, not a curated record.
AUGGAUACAAAUUCAAGUUGCCGUGAUUAUGAAUUCCCCUAUGAGCCCUAUCGAAUCCAAUUGCAGCUGAUGGACAAAAUUUACGAGUCGAUAGAAGAAAAAAAGGUCGCAAUCAUUGAAAGUCCUACUGGAACUGGCAAGUCGCUCAGUAUUAUUUGCUCUGCCCUCAAGUGGAUUGAAGAUCAUAGAGCUAAUCAAAUCAACCAACUGACCAAAGAAAUUGAAAACAUGAAAUUAAGCUGCAGUAACGCCGACAGCAGUUUAGACUGGGUUGAAGCCCAAUCUAAGAAAAUUUCAGUCAACUUGAAAAUCAAAGAUCAUGACGAAACAUUAGAUAAAAUCAACAAACAUGUGACCUAUUCAAAAGAGCUUAGGAAGAGGGCGAAAAUGCGACGCUUUCGUGAAGUAGCAGCUGCUGAAUCAAAGAGCAUCACUACCAAAAGACAGUCUGAUUACGAUAUGUUUGAUGAAGAGAAUGAACUAAUCGUCAAAUAUUGUGAUACGGAAGAACUUUUAGACGAGGUGGAUGAUGAGAAAAAGUGGGACAAUUUUUACAAGCCCAAAAUUUACUACUGCAGCCGAACUCAUUCACAGCUGUCCCAGUUCAUCAACGAAGUUAAGAAAACAAAAAAGUACCAUAAUGAACAUAAUUCGCUCAUGCUGGUUCCACUGAGUUCCCGGGUAAACUAUUGCGUAAACCCUGAUGUAAAUCGAUUCAGCAAUGUCAAUGUGAUUAACGAAAAGUGCAAAGAAUUAAUGAAUGGCAAAAAGAAGUGCUGCAUGAACCAGCCAUCACUGACACAGCAGCUCAACGAGGAGAUUCUAGGCAACGUUCAGGACCUUGAAGAUAUCGUGACAAAGGCAAAGCAACUGAAAGCAUGUCCUUACUAUGCCUCACGAUCAACUCUGACUGAGGCGGAAAUUGUCAUUAUGCCGUACAACAUUCUCCUGCACAAAGGCACUCGUGACAGUUUCGGUAUUCAUCUGAAGGACUCUGUGAUAAUCAUUGACGAAGCACACAACUUGCUUGAAACACUAGCCAACGUCUACAGUAUUGAAAUUCGUCAGCGUCAUUUAGAGAUGCUGCAAACUCUACUGACCAAGUACAUGACCAAGUAUUACUCCCGAUUUAAUCCACUGAAUCUCAUGUAUCUGAAACAACUCAUAUUCAUCGUGAAAAGACUGCAACUCUCGUUGAAAGCACUUGCAGGAGAUAAGCGAUCUUAUAAUCCACUGGAGUUUGUCCUUAAACUAGAAAUUGAGCGUAUCAAUAUCUACAAGCUGGCAGAGUUUAUUGACAAGAGCCACAUUGCCAGCAAGCUGUACAUGUUUUCACUCAAGCCACCAUCAGAAGAAGUUAUAAAAAAGACGAAAAUCAGCGGAACACUUGCAUUUCUGAACAAAGUCAAAAGUGGUCCCGCAACUAAAAAAGAUAAAGAAGUCACUCCUGCUACAAACAGUAAAGAGCAACCGAAAGAAGUAGCCAAUGGUGGUGACAAUGAUUUACCACAGGAGUCUUUCAACUCAAAUAUGCUUUAUACUUUAAAAGAGUUGCUUUUUGCUCUAAAGGACUACUCAGUUGAGGGGAAGGUUCUCUUAACUAUCAACCAGGAAACUCCUGCAGAUUCAACGUGCAAAUAUAUACUUUUAAACUCGAGCACUCAUUUCAAGGUAUUUACAAACGUUGUUUCAACAAUUUACUAA